UAAACUUAAAACUCAAAAACCCUCUCUCUUCUCGCCUGUAUAGGGUUUAAGAUACCUAACCACAACCGUUGUAAUUCACCGGCGACAAAUGGCCACCGUGUUACGGCGUCUUUCGCUGAAGACAAUCGGAAACCUCCACACAUCUCUUCAACACACCGGAUCCACUCAUCCUACUACCACUCCAAUUCCAUCCCAAUUCAUCAUCAGAAGCCUCCAAUCUCUUAUUCUCCGACAUCCGUAUUCUCGAAACUUGUGCACCGGUGCUACCUACCAACCACAAUACGAAGCUUCAGUCGCUGCAGCAUUAAAUUUGGAUAACCGAGUUCCCGCCACAAUCAUCACCGGUUUUCUAGGUUCUGGAAAGACAACUUUAUUGAAUCAUAUACUAACAGCUCAGCAUGGCAAGCGGAUUGCCGUGAUCGAAAACGAGUUUGGGGAGGUGGAUAUUGAUGGUUCUUUGGUGGCUAGUCAUUCGUCUGCCAACGAGGAUAUUGUUAUGGUUAAUAAUGGUUGUUUAUGUUGUACUGUGCGUGGUGAGCUUGUCACGAUGCUUUUGGAGUUGGUUAAAAAGAGGCGCGACAAAUUUGAUCAUAUAGUGAUUGAAACCACAGGCCUUGCAAAACCUGGACCAGUGAUUGAAACAUUUAGCACCGACGAGCAAAUUUCACGUUACGUGAAACUUGAUGGAGUUGUUACUCUGGUUGACUCUAAGCAUGCCAUGCAGCAUUUGAAUGAGGUGAAACCAAGAUUUGUGGUGAACGAAGCAGUGGAACAAGUUGCAUAUGCAGAUCGCAUUAUUCUCAACAAGAUAGAUUUGGUAAGCGAUGCCGACUUAGAGGCUUUGAGAAAGAAAAUACAGCACAUAAAUGGAAUGGCACAGAUAAAACAAGCUAAAUUUGGUGUUGUUGAUAUGGAUUUUGUGUUGGGAGUGGGAGGCUACGAUCUUGACAGAAUUGAUUCUGAAGUUCCAUCAGAGGGUUCUCAUUGUGAGAAUCACACUCACGAGCAUGGCCAUGAAUGCCACCAAGGGCAUCAUCAUGAUCACAAGCAUGAUUCUGCUGUAUCUAGUGUGAGCAUUGUUUCUGAAGGAACUUUGGACCUUGAUGAGCUUGAUGAUUGGCUUGAACGGCUGGUUGAAGAAAAAGGGGACGAUCUUUAUAGGAUGAAAGGCGUCUUAUCAGUGAGUGAUUCCCAGACACGCUAUGUUUUUCAGGGUGUGCAUUCGACACUAGACGGGUGCCCAGGCAAACCAUGGGGUCCAGAUGAGAAGAGAGUUAACAAACUUGUAUUCAUUGGAAGAAACUUAGAUGAAUCCGCUUUGAGAAAAGGCUUCAAAGGUUGUUUGGUGUAAUUCUAUCUUGUUUUUCAUAUUAGUCCUAUAAUGUUCAUUUUGUACAUCGUAAGGACUGUAUGAAAGUACGAUCUAACAAAGAAAUGACUGAUGUGACAUUGAUACAGAUGUUUCACCGUUCAAAAAAAAAGUUAGAAAGUUUUUCAUAUUAGUCCUAUAAUGUUCAUUUUGUACUUCAUAAGGACCGUAUGAAAGUACGAUUUAACAAAGAAAUGACUGAUGUGACAUUGAUACAGAUGUUUCACCGUUCAAAAUAAAGUUAGAUAGUUUUUCAUAUUA
Molecule: messenger RNA, 1630 nt
Organism: Helianthus annuus (common sunflower)
Lineage: Eukaryota; Viridiplantae; Streptophyta; Magnoliopsida; Asterales; Asteraceae
Product: P-loop guanosine triphosphatase YjiA
Exons: 10
Coding region: 89-1351 (420 amino acids)
Cellular component (GO): cytoplasm
Source: RefSeq, a predicted model, not a curated record